CAAAGCUUAGAAGGGAGAACACCAUUACAACAGCUUGCAUUUGCUCUUUCCUUCUCUUCCACCUCCAGUAGCUUCAUUCCAAGGAUGGUGUGCCAUCUGAGAUCUGCGAGCGUGCCUUCGAGCCCUCGCUCUAAUGAGAUCCAUGUUGAGGAACAGCUGCAGAGCCUGAAGGCAGCCAUCUCAUCACCGUCAGUGACCAUCAAAACCAUGGUCGAUGGUCUGAGCAAGCUCGGGAGCAUCUACGACCGCAUUGAUGUGCUCACAUGCUUGCCCACCAGCCAGAGGAAGGCGGUGGAGGAAGAGCUCGAGCGCUCCCUCGUCCUGCUUGACCUCUGCAGCGUCUUGCAAGAGAGCUUCGUGGAGCUCAAGGCCAGUGUUCAAGAGAUGCAGUUGGCUCUCAAAAGAGGAGACGACGCGGCUCUCCAGACCAGGGUUCAGUGCUACGCGCGCUUGGUCAAGAAGGCACAGAAGCUGUUCAAGAAGUUCAACAAGAAGACUGCUUCUGACAUCGAAAGUUGCAGGGUGAUCAACCUUGUUGCUGAAGCGAGGGAGAUUGCUGUGUCAACCCUAGAAUCAACAUUGCAUCUCCUGUCAAAGCAAAUUGCAAUGCCAAGUUGUAGCAAGUGGUCACUUGUCUCUAAGUCUUUCCAAAAGAAGAGAGUCAUGUGCGAGGCGGAUCAAUUGCAAGGGCUGGAGCUCGGCUUCGUUGAUCUUGAGAACAGAGUUGGGACAUUGUUCAGGAAAUUGGUCCAGAACAGAGUGUCUUUUCUGAAUAUUCUUAGCUUGUAGACAAAUCAUACGACGACUCUGAACCCAUACGAUUAGCAUCCGCCUUUUAGAGGAUUUGCUGAUCAUACAAACAAUUUUGCAUGGCAGAUAUGUAUAUGUCAGAAAGUGUACAAAAAAUACUCAAAUGAGAGGCAAAGUUUUUGGCCCAUUUUCUUCUGGCA
Messenger RNA from Zea mays, 950 nucleotides. RefSeq lists its product as uncharacterized. The transcript has a single exon. Bases 85 to 789 code for a protein of 234 amino acids. Gene Ontology annotation, biological process: root development; shoot system development. The record is from RefSeq and is a predicted model, not a curated record. NCBI's taxonomy places the organism in Eukaryota, Viridiplantae, Streptophyta, Magnoliopsida, Poales, Poaceae.